UCCGUCAUCUUAAAUGUGACUGAGCAGGAAGCCGUGGGUCAGAAGAGCAGAAACAUGUCUUCAUCCAUGUACACGACGGCGGAGGGCGUGCUGGUGGUCACCCAUGUGCACCCGUUUCCCCAGGGUGCUCCCCGGGGAGCUGGACUCCCACAUUGUGUGGGCAUCCAGAAGUUCAGCAAGAUCCAUCCAUAUGUGCUCGGGACGAUUCAGAUCAUGGUCGGCCUCACCGUGAUGCUGUUUGGCGUCGCCAUGGGGAUUCCAGCGGUAACGCUUACCGCUUUCACCGGCUUCUGGGUCUGGGGAGCUUUAAUCUACAUCACAGCUGGAUCCCUGACAGUGGCUGCUGGGAAACAUCUCACCCGCUGUCUGGUGAACACCGCUCUGGGUUGGUGUGUCGUUGCAGCAGUUUGUUCCAGCGUCGGGACCAUCCUCUACUUUCUGGAUUCUUCAGGAGUGACCCAUCAGUGCUACUAUUAUUAUUACAAUGAUCAGUAUUAUGAAAAUAACUGCAUGUAUCAGGGUCGGAUGAUGGGCUUAUCUGGGAUCAUGGGUCUCGUCAACCUAUUAGAGUUGAUUGUCUCGCUCGUCGUCGCAGGAAUCGCCUGCAAGGCCACUUGCAACUGCAGCGGAGAGGUGCAGGAAGAUUCUAAAAACCCACAACAACCGAGAGCCGCAAGUGUACCUGAGCCUCCAACCUACGAUUCUGUCCUCGCCUGAAAACAACCUGCCUCUCCUGCAUGACCUGGCACCGUCAGGACUGAUACAGAUCUCUUUAUGUGCACGAGCCCUCCAGUAAAAUGGCUUUAAUGUUUUUAUCGCUUUCAAAACCUAAACUGACGUGUGUAAGAUUUGACGUCAGAAAAGUACAAUGUGUCGGCUGUUCACCUUCUGAAAUGAUUCACCUAAAUUCUUAUAAUAACAUAUAUGUCAUACUGUGUUCUAUGUGUUGCGUACUUUUUACGAGAGGAAACAAAAACCAGAAACCAGAAUGACAUGUAAGUAUUCAGACAUGUUUAGGGAGAUGGUAUCGAUUGAGUUUAUGCAAUAAAAAUACAAAUCUGGAUCGAGGGGGUUUUAUGAACCACUCGAUUAAUCAGCGAAGCAUUGUAAAAUCAUUUGAAAAUAUCAGUAAAUCAGGGAGACAGACCUGCAGUGAUCAUCUUCAUCAUCAUCAUCAUCAGCUUAGUGCACACAGUCAACAACAUGACAAACUAAAUCAAACAUGACGACACAAAGCAGCUUGGAGGUAAUGGAGGAGUCUGCCAAACCUCAUUCACGUUUUCAGACAUUUUCUCACAGUUAAAAUUGUACUGAUGUAUUUAACUAAAUAUGAUUACAGUGAUUACUGGUUACCUUAAUUAUUUGAAUUAAAGGAUAUUUUUCUUCA
Pleuronectes platessa (European plaice) is the source of this 1387-nucleotide messenger RNA. RefSeq names its product membrane-spanning 4-domains subfamily A member 4A. The record is from RefSeq and is a predicted model, not a curated record. Gene Ontology annotation, cellular component: membrane. The coding region runs from base 55 to 717 and encodes 220 amino acids. NCBI's taxonomy places the organism in Eukaryota, Metazoa, Chordata, Actinopteri, Pleuronectiformes, Pleuronectidae. The transcript has 6 exons.